This is a messenger RNA of Chenopodium quinoa (quinoa), 726 nucleotides long. RefSeq lists its product as uncharacterized. The transcript is spliced from 2 exons. The record is from RefSeq and is a predicted model, not a curated record. Lineage: Eukaryota; Viridiplantae; Streptophyta; Magnoliopsida; Caryophyllales; Amaranthaceae. The coding region runs from base 1 to 726 and encodes 241 amino acids. Gene Ontology annotation, biological process: DNA integration. Gene Ontology annotation, molecular function: nucleic acid binding; RNA-DNA hybrid ribonuclease activity.
AUGCUCUUUGAUGGAUCUAGUAGAAAAGAGUCAGCUGGAGCUGGAAUUGUGAUCUAUUCACCUUCUGGCGUAGUGACUAAAAUGGCGAUCACUUUCUCAACUCAAUGCACAAAUAAUAAAGCAGUGUUUGAAGCCUUAGUGAUAAGUUUGAGGACUCUGAAAGAUAUGGGGGUUACCAAGGUUAAGGUGUUAGGCGAUUUGCAAUGGGUGAUAGCUCAAGCUUUCAAAAACUUCAUUGGAAGGGUGGUGAUCUUGUUCUUGGAAGAGAAAAUCUUUACAAGGUACGGGAUUCCAGAAUCUAUAACUAUAGACCAAGAAACUAUGUUUACAGGACACGAGUUCAAUUCCUAUCUCAAGGAAUUUGAAAUCCAAAAGAUUCAUUCAACCCCUUACUCCGCUCAGGCCAAUAGACAAGCCGAAGCCACUAAUAAAGUAAUCUCUAAAGAAAUUGCUAAGAUGGUGGAUGAAAAUCCUAAAAAUUGGCAUGUUCUUUUACACUGUGCUACUUGGGCAUACAGAACAUCAAAGAAAGAUGCAAUAUGGACCGCUCCUUAUCAAUUAGUGUAUGGACAUGAACCUGUUGUACCGGCAAAGCUAAGCGCUAAGUCCACCAGGGUAGCUAAUAAAAUGAGGAUAAGCCAAGAAGACUACCAGCAAUCAAUGUCCAUUGAACUAAUGGGCGUUGAUGGUGAAAGACUCCAGGCGCUAGCUAAAAUCGAAGCUUAG